Dermacentor andersoni is the source of this 2735-nucleotide messenger RNA. NCBI's taxonomy places the organism in Eukaryota, Metazoa, Arthropoda, Arachnida, Ixodida, Ixodidae. The record is from RefSeq and is a predicted model, not a curated record.
GUGCCACUGGGAUCCCCUCGACGCCUGCAAGUUGUGGAUACAACUAGCAGGAGUGUGACGUUGAUAUGGGAUGCACCUGAGGAGGGCAAUGACGUCAUCACAAGCUACACAGUCCAGCACAAGGAGCAUGAAUGUAUGUUACCGGCCUCUCUAUUACUCUCUUAUCGAUAUAUAUGCGCGUGCGUGCAUGCGUGCGUGCAUGCGUUCUCAAAUUCUAGAAAACCUAGACUACAUGCCCCUAAAUGCUACCUAGUUAUUCUCUUUUUGUGUUUGCUUGUGUGUUAGUUCUGUUCUCAGUGAAUUAUUGUAGACAGUCUUAGGUAAAAUUGUCCCCGCUACUUUCUUUCUGUUAUACAAGACAAGAAUAAUAAGUGACUAUAUUAAUUACAAGGCAAACAAAGUUUGUUUUUCUUGUGCCUGUCAAACAGUCAGUUUUGGAAUGCGGGAAUUGACGUUGCAUAUGCGAUUACAUUAACAUUUCUCUUGUUUUUUUUUCCUUUUUUGAUAUAGCCGAAUAUAACGCUUCCUAGAUGAAGAAAAAAAAUGUGUCGUGAUCAAGGGAUUAAACUCGUACUUGGGUUUUCCAUUUCUUUCUCGGAGAAAUAUCGAAAUAAUUUCUUCACGAGAUAGACUUUCAUUUUCUUAUUCACCCCCCUUGCUGCUCAAGUGGAAGCAAUGUACCUGCUGAGUUAUCGCGGUAUUAUAGAAAAUACCAGCACUGCACACUCAGGGUACCCCCACUUAAAAGACGCUUAAGGUUCAGGAGGCAAUUGUCAGAGACUGCAAUUUCAGCCUUGUAAUGACUGGUAAGUAAGCCACGUCCUACCCAUCCAUGUUUACCUCCCUCACUAAAAUGUGGAUGCGCAGCAAAUUGGAACUUCGAUACGGUCAACCUCACCGCACCAGGGAAGGUGCCAAGGGCCGUCGUAAGUGACCUCAAACCAUUCACGACGUACGACUUCAGGGUUUUCGCCGAGAGCGCCCUGGGUAGCAGCAACGCCAGCGACCCUGUCAAGGCGAUCACUUCCGGAGAAGCACCCGGCGGUCGACCAAUGGAUGUUUCUGCACAAGCGUUAGACGCGCAGUCGGCGAAGGUGACGUGGAAGCCUCCGAGCAAGGAUCUACGUUUCGGCACCAUCCUAGGCUACUACAUAGGCUACCGGCCUGUGGCAGCAUCGCCCGGUCCAUUCCUGUACAAUUUAAUCGACGCUGGGGACCAAGAGAGCGAGGAAUGCUUGUUGAUGGCACUGUUGCCGUCCACACGCUACGGCGUCAUCGUUCAGGCGUUCAAUGGCCACGGUGCUGGACCCCUGUCCGAUGAGGUUACCUUUGAGACGCUUAGCAGUGUCCCUCCGACUCCUCCAGAGCUGAAAGUUGUCAGCACGUCGACCACAUCGGUGUCGUUGGAAUGGAAACGGCCUGCCGGCGAUUUCAACCCUGUGGAAGGCUCACACGUGCUCUACAUGAAAGCGGGAAGCUGUAACGAGUGGGCCGAGACGCACGUGCGGGGCAACCGGCGCUCGCUCACGAUUGACAAACUGAAGUGUGGCUCCACCUACCGGUUCGCCAUCCGCGCCUACAACGACGCCGGCACCGGCAACGUCAGCGACGCCAUUAUCGUCAAGACCAAGGGCGCCCCUCCCGUGGCGCCGGACGUGGCAUAUGCAGUGCUGCCAUACUUCGCGUCGGCCAUGAUCAGGACACGCGCGUGGCACAACGGUGGCUGCCCCAUCGAGAGGUUCACGGCCAAGUACCGGCACCAGCAGGGAGUGGUGUGGACAGUGCUGGAAGCAGAGCAGCCGCAGAACAAGCCGUCCCUCGAGAUGCACUGCCUCUCGCCGGCCAAUUCCUACAACGUCGUGGUGACGGCCAGUAACAGCGCGGGAACCACCGAGAGGGAGUACGAGUUCACCACGCUCGCCGAGCCCACAGUGAAACCUUUGGAGGUACACGUGCCACCAUUUGGACUGCCGGGUGGAAUGGUUCGCCUAGACUGCGCACACAACUUUGGAAAGAUAGCGGCGCACACCAGGUGGUACAAAGAUGGUGAAGAGUUCUAUCAAUUUGUGCCGACAGGGAAACCUAGCAUAAAGACAUUCGAAGUGGAAGGAGUCAACGUCAAUACGUCCCAGUCGAAUUCCGGUUCGGUGUACCUUGAGAAACUCAACGCGUCGACAGCCGGCGUCUACAACUGCGAAGUCAGCUUCGAAGAGCCUCUACUACGCAGCACGGCAAGAGGGGAGCUCAUGAUUGCCGAACGGCUACCCGCAACGCCCCGUAUAUUAACCGACAGAGACACCUACCGCAUCGGGGACACCGUGAAGCUGAGCUGCGUUGGGGUUCGGUCCAAUCCGUCCCCGGCGCUUUCUGUGUUCGUGAAUGACCAGCUCGUGAACGACGCCAAGACCAGGCUGGAGGCACAUCCCGACGGGCUACCCACCGUCAGCGUUGAGACUACCUUCGCGCUGGGACAAGAAAAAGCGCAAGGCGGCCACGUUAGAGUGAGAUGUGAAGCUAUAUUCUCGGACGCCUUUUCGGCAACGGUCGAAGAUAACAUUCGCGUCGAGCCUCGGCGGCUGCAUUCGAGAACCUCCUCUCCUGAAGACCCGUGUCUCGAGAAGGCGUGGACAAUUUUCAAAAGAGCGUGGAUGCAUUUUGCUGAAGCUCACAACGACUCAGUCGAUAACGGCAAUCAGACAUUUUCAACUGUUCAAUAAACGCAAGUGGCCGCACAC